Messenger RNA from Exserohilum turcica Et28A, 2080 nucleotides. RefSeq lists its product as uncharacterized. The transcript is spliced from 2 exons. Gene Ontology annotation, biological process: protein dephosphorylation. Bases 199 to 1875 code for a protein of 558 amino acids. Gene Ontology annotation, molecular function: cation binding; protein serine/threonine phosphatase activity. Lineage: Eukaryota; Fungi; Ascomycota; Dothideomycetes; Pleosporales; Pleosporaceae. The record is from RefSeq and is a predicted model, not a curated record.
CACAUCCACAUCUUUUCCCACGCACGGUAUCCGUAUUGUUGCUGCUCGAGCCUCGCUUAUCUCAGCUCCUCUCCCUCUCCCGCCCAUUGUCCCCACCCACAUCCUCGUCGCCGCCACCCGGUACACACGCGCCAUCGCGAUCCACCCAAGCUGGCAGGUAACAGGCGCCGGAGCGCCCAGGGCGGCUUGCUCUCGAAGAUGUUCGGGAAUGCAAAGGACGACGAAGGUUCCGCCAUCGACACCCCUGCAGGCAAUGACGCGCCCAGGCCCGCCGCCGCACCCACAACGGACAACGCAGCGGCGGCGGGCUCCAACACCGCGAGCAACGGCUCUGCGCCCGGCGACCGCAAGGGCAGCGAUGCGGCUGCUCCUCCCGAGCGGAAGCGACGCAGCAGCGGCGUGUCGCGUGCCCGGGACAUGUUCUCGAGCGCCAAACAGUCAUUGCACAUUGGCGGCUCGUCUCCCACGUCGACGUCUUCCUCGACCACGACGUCGGAAAAGUCGUCUGCCCAAACCCCCAUGCAGAAGCUAGGCAAGUCGGACGCUGCUCUCAGCGUGCCCCAGGGCUCGCUCAACAACUCUGCCGGCGAGUCCGCCCCGGGCCCGCGAUCCACGUUCCGCGUCGGCGUCACCGAGGACAAGAACAAGAAGUGCAGACGGACCAUGGAGGACACACAUGCGUACCUAUACAACUUCCUCAGCACCCCGGCCCCCUCGUAUGGCAACGACAAGCCCCGCGCCGUCUCGGAUGCAAGUUCGGUCCAGUCUGACCCGUUGUCGCAACCCGUCGUCGAGAGCGACAAUGGCUACUUUGCCAUCUUUGACGGCCACGCGGGUACUUUUGCCGCCGAUUGGUGUGGGAAGAAGCUUCACUUGAUUCUGGAAGAAACGAUCCGAAAGAACCCUAAUACGCCGAUACCCGAACUCCUCGACCAAACCUUCACUGUCGUCGACCAGCAGCUGGAAAAGCUGCCUUUGAAGAACAGCGGCUGCACUGCCGUCAUUGCCGUUUUGCGCUGGGAGGAUCGAGUGCCUAACUCGCAAUCGUCCACUGGCUCCGUCCUCUUUGCACCCGCCGCAGUAUCGGCCAUCAAGCACGCUGGCGAAGGCGGCGAGAACAAAGAAGGCGCAGAUGCUGCUACCUCGGAGCCUUCAACCGAACAACAAGUCGAGGCCAGGUUACGAAGUGAGGCCAGCCGGCAACGCGUCCUGUACACGGCGAAUGUGGGCGACGCGCGCAUUGUCCUUUGUCGUAAUGGCCGGGCUCUUCGCCUUUCGUACGACCACAAGGGCAGCGACGAGAACGAAGGACGUCGUGUUGCAAGUGCUGGCGGUUUGAUACUCAACAACCGUGUCAAUGGCGUCCUCGCAGUCACACGCGCCUUGGGCGAUGCGUACAUGAAGGACCUGGUGACAGGACAUCCGUACACCACGGAGACGGUUAUCCAGGCCGACCAGGACGAGUUCCUUAUUCUUGCCUGCGAUGGUCUCUGGGAUGUCUGCUCCGAUCAGGAGGCCGUAGACCUCAUCCGCCACAUUCACGAUCCCCAAGAGGCUUCAAAGAAACUCGUCGAUUACGCCCUUGCGCGCUUCUCCACCGAUAACCUCUCGUGCAUGGUCGUACGGUUCGACAACAAAGCCCUCCGCCAGCGAAAGAACGAGGCCACGACAAGCUUGGACCAAGAUCAGGCGGCUAUGAAAGGCGGCAUUACCGAGGCCGACUCCAUCGUGGCACAGGCAAGGAAAUCGAUUGGCGAGCCCGACGUGUCAGUCGAACACGCGGCACAGGAGAUUAUCAUGGAGGAAACCGAGGCUGAGCCAGGUCCUGAACUGAGCCUCGAUGCGGCGAAAGCAGCUCGGAAAAAUGACGUAUAGCCAGGGAGGUUUAGGUCUGCUGGGUGAAGUUGGUGGUUGGGAGCGUGUCACGCGCGACUGAGGAGACGCAUAGCGAUAAUGGGAAAGUGUGUAUAGCUUGUAGACGUGCCGUGGAUGUACUGGGCCUGUUCCGAAUGCGUUCCCUAGGUCAGCGCUAUCUCAGCGCUUAUUGCUUCAAAUUCGAAAUCAAUCAAAGUUGAAACAU